AUGAAAUCUGACUCCUACUUCAUAUGCAACGAAUCAAAGAUGUGCAAAACGGUCAGUAUAUUCCGAACUCUGUUCACAACAAGACACGUAAAAGCACUGGUACAUUCAGAAAAAACCAUGUCCUGGACUAAAGUGGUAGCUAUAACAGGAUGUGACAGUGGCCUCGGAUGGGCACUCGCCGCAAGAACCGCUCGGGAAGGACUUGUUACAGUAGCAGGCAUGUACAAAGGAACGGAUACUGAAGCUUCACGGGCUCUUAAGAAUCUAUGCGCUCAUCCGUGUAACUUGGAUGUUACAGAUUCCAAAAGCAUUACUGAAUUUCAUAAUUACAUUAAGACUCUUAUGAAAAACAAUCCAAAUUACAAACUUUAUGCAGUAGUCAACAAUGCUGGAGUAAUGACGAUUGGUGACUAUGAGUGGCAUACACCGCAAAUCAUAGAAAAUACUAUAAAUGUAAAUUUACUUGGGGCAAUGAGGAUAGUGUCGAAAUUUUUACCUGAUUUGCGACAUAGUGCAAAUGAACCACGGAUAAUAAACAUUGCAAGCCAUUGCGGGUUGCAACCUCUGCCAGGCUUUGGACCCUACAGUGCAAGUAAAGCGGGCUUAUUAGCUUGGACUCGUGCUUUACAUUUGGAGCACACUCAGAACCAUUUAAAAGCAAUAGCUUUUGUACCAGGGGGAUUCGUUGGAUCCAGUUAUUUAAUGGCUAAUCAAUUCCAAAACGGAAAUGAAAUGUUGGCACAUUUAUCGGAAGAGCAAAAAAAUUUACAUGAAAAGAGAAUGCGAGCUUUAAAUGAAUAUUUAAAACAUGCUUCUAAAUAUGCUAAAUAUGAUUCGUUAAAUGAUGAAAAUAUUAUUGAGACGUUUAUGAAAGCUCUCACUGAUGAAAACCCAAGAAAAAUGUACAAAGUAGAAUCAUGGCGUUACAAAUUUUAUUAUAAUUUAUUUAAAUUGCCUUUUCCAGAUACAAUUUGUAAAUGGCUAAUUAAAAAAUUUUUAAAUUUCCCUGAUCCUAAA
Brenthis ino (lesser marbled fritillary) is the source of this 1017-nucleotide messenger RNA. The record is from the annotation of a GenBank genome assembly. NCBI's taxonomy places the organism in Eukaryota, Metazoa, Arthropoda, Insecta, Lepidoptera, Nymphalidae.